Molecule: messenger RNA, 3289 nt
Organism: Cynara cardunculus var. scolymus (artichoke)
Lineage: Eukaryota; Viridiplantae; Streptophyta; Magnoliopsida; Asterales; Asteraceae
Product: probable leucine-rich repeat receptor-like serine/threonine-protein kinase At3g14840
Exons: 21
Coding region: 105-2993 (962 amino acids)
Biological process (GO): protein phosphorylation
Molecular function (GO): protein kinase activity; protein binding; ATP binding
Source: RefSeq, a predicted model, not a curated record
GGUUAUCAUUGGAGCGCUUUAGUUUCACAUUAUCGUUUUAUUAAUCGACUACGUCGUCUAAAGAAGUCGAACGGCUUUCACCGCCGCUAGGUGAUCUAAGCGGCAUGUUGUUCGGAAUUUUAUGUCUUCUGUUGCUCCCCUUUGGUUUUGCAUCCAUCAACACAACUUGUCUUCCCUYUGAUGAAGUGGAUGCAUUGAGGGUAAUCGGAAGGAAGUUGGGUAAAAAUUGGGAUUUCGACGAGGAUCCAUGCACCGGAAGAGGAAAUUGGGUCUCUGCUGCUGUUGGUCGUGACGAUGCAAAUAACGUCACUUGCUCAAUAGCCAACACCACCUGCAAUAUUGUUAGCAUAARUCUUAAAGCACAAAGCCUACCAGGCACUCUCCCGCUGGAAUUUGUCAAUCUCCRAUUCCUUGAAAAUAUAGACUUAUCCCGCAACUUUCUCAAUGGUACCAUCCCUCCAGAAUGGGGUUCCAUGGAGCRUCUUGUAAACAUUUCUCUCCUUGGGAAUCGUUUAACUGGAUCAAUCCCAAAGGAACUCGGAAAUAUUACCACACUCACAACUCUCUCUGUAGAGGACAAUCAGCUGUCUGGAGGAAUUCCUGAGGAACUUGGGAGCCUUUCAAGAAUCGAGAGAUUAUUUUUGAACUCCAACAAUUUUACUGGGGAGUUGCCUACAUCAUUUGCAAAUUUGUUCACAAUAAAGGAAUUUCGGAUUGGUGGUAACAGUUUAUCUGGGAAGAUCCCCGAUUUUAUAGGGGAAUGGACACAACUCAAGAGCUUAAGGAUUCAGGCUAGUGGAUUGGAGGGGCCAAUACCUCCUAGCAUUACUCUCUUGGAAACUUUAUCAGAUUUGAGAAUCAGCGACUUGAGAGGACCAGACACACUUUUUCCAUCCUUUGCUAAUCAAAGUUUCAAGAACUUAAUCUUGAGGAGUUGCAAUCUAAUCGGCGAGUUACCAGAAUCCAUUGGUUCCCUCGUUAUAGAUAAUCUCUUUGAUCUGUCAUACAAUAAAUUUACGCUUGAUAGCUCACAAAAUUUGCGGUGUCAGAUGCGGAGAACAUUUCGCAAAUGCUCAUUUCUGCGUGUCACGCUCUUUCUUUUCUUUUACUUUAGUAGCGGUGAACGGGUCUCAUGCUUACGGGAUUAUGUUUGCGGACCAAAUUCAACCUCCUGGUAUGUCAACUGUGGUGGAGUAGAGCAACUGGAGGAUGGAAAUGUAUAUGAAGCUGACGUGGAACCAGGUGGUGCUACAUUUUUCUCUACGGCUGAUAGGCCAUGGCGAUUUAGCAAUACUGGUCACUUCCUGGAUAAUGGUGGCGAGGACACUUAUGUUUUGACAAAUACUUCUAGGGUGGUAAACAACUCUAAAUUGUACGAAAGUGCACGAACCUCAGCCUUAUCUUUGACAUAUUAUGGUUCGUGCAUGCAUAAUGGAAGCUACACCGUAAGCCUUCACUUUGCCGAGAUCCGUUUUACUGAUAAUGGAACAUUUAGCAGCCUUGGCCGGCGUGUAUUUGAUAUCUAUAUUCAGGGGGUGCUGGUGGAGAAGGAUUUUGACAUCAGUGAAAAAGCAGGUGGAGUUGGGAUAGCAAUUGUGAGAAAUUAUACUGUAUAUGUUACAUCUAGUUUGGAAAUCCGACUCUAUUGGGCUGGAAAAGGAACACUUACUGUCCCAAAUCGAGGAGUAUAUGGUCCUCUUAUUUCAGCUAUUUCUGUGAAUCCAAAUUUUCCUGUUCCACGCGAAGCUGGAUCAGGAAACGGAUCAGGAAAUGGUGUGUCUGGAGGGAUUGUGGCUGGAAUUGUGGUUGGAGCAGUUUGCAGCAUCAUCCUGAUUCUAGGACUUCUAUGGUGGUGGGGUUAUUUACGGCACAAAGAUACUAUGGACUUAGAGUUGACUGGCGUAACUGGUUCAUUUACAUUGCGGCAAAUUAAAGCUGCAACGAACAAUUUCGAUGUUGCUAAUAAGAUCGGAGAAGGUGGUUUUGGCUCUGUUUACAAGGGUGUAUUGCCGGAUGGCACCUUAAUAGCUGUGAAGCAGCUUUCUUCCAAAUCAAGACAAGGAAACAGGGAGUUCUUGAAUGAAUUAGGCAUGAUAUCUGCUUUGCAACACCCACAUUUGGUGAAGCUGCAUGGAUGUUGUAUCGAAGGAAACCAGUUGUUGCUAGCGUAUGAAUACAUGGAAAACAACAGUCUUGCUCGUGCUUUGUUUGGGCCUAAAGAAAUGCAAUUGGAACUUGAUUGGCCAACGAGAUACAGGAUCUGCAUUGGUAUAGCGAGAGGGAUGUCUUUUCUGCACGAAGAAUCAAGAUUGAAGAUUGUGCAUAGAGACAUCAAAGCAACCAAUGUGCUGCUCGAUGACGAUUUAAACGCUAAGAUUUCUGAUUUCGGUUUGGCUAAGCUUGAUGAAGAGGACGACACCCACAUAAGCACUCGUGUUGCUGGAACUUAUGGAUAUAUGGCUCCCGAAUACGCAUUGCGUGGUUACCUCACGGAUAAAGCCGAUGUCUAUAGCUAUGGAAUCGUCCUUUUAGAGGUCGUAAGCGGGAUGGCUAACGUUGUCGACAAGGCAAAGGAGAAUCGUUUUGUUCUUCUUGAUCGGGCCAUCGAUUUGAAAAAUGCGGGUAACUUAAUGGAGCUAGUUGAUCCAAGGCUGGGUUCAGACUACGACGUCCAAGAGAUGAUGGUAGUCAUAAAUCUCGCUCUACUGUGCACUACGAUCUCUCCUACCGACAGGCCCGCGAUGUCAGCAGUCGUUAGCAUGCUUGAAGGAAGAAUAGUUCCUCAGGAAUUUGCUGUUGAACAAAGCUUUUCGAUGAGUGAAAUGGAUCGCGAGAAAAUGAAGCAACUCGUGGGUAUGAACGAGAGCGGAAUGGAGGAAAUGUCGAUCCCGUACACUGAUUCGACAGCUUCUACUGCCGAUCUGUAUCCCGUCAAUGGUUUCAGCGAGUAUCUGCAGAGGAGAGACGACGAUGGGAAGAAGUUGUUAUCUUAGGUGUGUUUCGUUUCUUAUUGUUAAGAUUGAUACACACGUACGAUACACGAAAUGAAAAUAUUCGGUGAUAGAGAGGACACGGAUUUGGACGAAACUUUACGUGAGCCUUCGGAAACAUAUAUGAACAAUAUCGGGACAUAUUUAUGGGAUCGUUUGAUUCUAUUGGGUUCUAUUUUGAUUACAUCUACAGUCGUUACUAAAGUUGUUGAGACAUAUUUUUGGCAUUUGAGAUAUUCUUUGUUAUAUAAAACAUUUGUUAUUAUUCGAUGGUGAAAUAAUUUACAUUGAUAAAAGAA